AUGUCGAAUGUCGAAUAUGAAACUAACUUCACCUCGCUCAUAGUAAGGCGGUUUAUUGUCAGGCUAAUUAACUAAAGUAACUGUGCAAGACUAGAUGCAAGUUGAAGAGCAGGUUUUAACAGACCCCACCCGCCUAACAGAGUGGCCAACACCAUACGCAAGUUGUGCGGGCUACAAUGCCAUUUCUGUCGUUUUUUUCCACAUGAUUGAAAUUGUUUCACCCAACAAUUAAUGAUUAAACUUUUAAUAUCGGUGACGAAAAAAGGUGCAUUACGUCCGUUCUUACAGCUUUCAACUCGGCACUGCUGUAGCAUGUCGUAGCCAUGGAAACCUGUUUAGUUGCUGCAGUGCGUUUGCGUGGUGUAUGUGCGUGUGCGUGGAUUGUGUUGAAAAUACAGGUUCGAGAGAUUUUCAAGACAGGUUUCUCUAGCAAAUGAACGUAUACAAUUACCUAGUCUGUAUUAUUUUUGAAUUGGACUAGGGAUAUUGAUUUUAUAUACUUAUGGUAUUAUCUUGUAGCAUGCCAAAAAACAUAAUGUGCACUCAUUUCAACUCUAAGCUAGCUUUAGCAAGCUAACUUGAACCUUGCUAGCUGCUAGCUAACGUUAGCUGUCGCUUGUUAGCUGUCAAGCAAGGCUUGCCGAUUCAGUUGCACUUGCUUGAAUAUCAACUCUAAUUUGGCUAGUGCUACCAAUAAUCACAGUCAUCUUAAAGGCAAUUUUUCAUCUGCUUAUUUUUGAGACGCAGUGCCAUUGCCAAUGAAGCACUUUAAUGAAAAGGAAAGGUUUCCAUCAAACAGGUCACUGGAAUUAUGAAGUUUUUAAAAAGGAUGUUCUUCAAGAUCACCCGAAGCUAGUGGAAGUUGGAUACACCAUCGCACUUACAGAUAUUAUGGCCACAGGGCUAUAAACUUGGAAAGGAAGUCAUGCAAUUAAGUGCAUCUUAACCAUCAAACGACUGUAGGCGACCUGUAUAUUCAUGUUAAUUUGAUGAGGCAUAGCUGUAACUGCCUAAUAUAUUUUUGAUUGAACCAAAAAGCCCUCGAACAAGGAAGAUGGUGCGCCUUUUUGGAUGUGGUUGGAACUGUUCGGGAUCUCAUUGCGACCCAUCUUCUAAUUGCAAGGCAUUGUAACAUAUCAAAGAAGCUUGUCUCGUGGGUGGACCAGCUUUCCCCAAAUCAAAGAAUUCAUCUCACUCAUUCACAGUUUGGAGCCAUGGUCGUAACAGGGCUUUAACACUUUUGACCGCAUUUCCAGUAAGGAGACGAAAAAACAGAUGUUCGUCAGCAAAAUGACUUUAAACCAGUCGAGUCUGUUUGGGCAGGUAGAGGAUCUACAAGACUUGACAUUCAUCGAAAGACCAAUUCGCAGGAGUCUAAAGACAGCAGAAGAGAUUGAAAAGUUGACCGUGGAUGAAGAUUUGAAUGACAUUGAGAGGGCGGUCUUUCUUUUAAGCUCCGGUCAGGAUGUCCAGAGAGCCAGUGUUAUCAUCAAUCUGCCAAACCUGGUUCGCCAGAACCCGGCAGAGACCUUUCGUCGGGUGGUGCCAAAAGUCCGGGAGGUGCUCCACGUGGCCGGGGUGGACAUGCAGUUGGCGGCGGCCGUCUCCUUCCUGACCGUGCUCCAGGACGACAUCGUCCUGAUCCAGACGCACACACACUCCAUCCUGCAGAUUGUCCUGCUCAACCUCGACCACAGAGACGCAGUAGUGAGCAAUGCCUGGCUCGAGACGCUGCUGUCAGCAAUCGACGCUUUACCGAAGGAGACCAUCAGGCAGGAGAUCCUGAGUCCCCUGGUGUCCAAGGCCCAGCUCUCCCAGUCCCUGCAGGCCCGCCUGGCCAGCUGCCGUAUCCUGGGGAAGGUGGCCUGCAAAUUCGAGUCCCCCAUAGUGAAGAAAGACCUCCUGCCGCUGGUGAGGUCGCUAUGCCAAGACGUGGAGUACGAGGUGCGCUCCUGCAUGUGCCGCCAGCUGGAGAACAUCGCCAGGGGCAUCGGGUUGGAGCACACCAAGGCAGCGGUGCUACCCGAGCUGGUGGAGCUAGCUCGCGAUGAGGGCAGCACCGUGCGCCUGGCUGCCUUCGACACCAUCAUCAACCUGCUGGAGAUGUUUGACAGCGACGACAGAACCCGUGUGAUCUUCCCGCUGGUGAAGACCUUCUGUGAAAAGUGCUUCAAAGCCGACGAGGCAGUUCUGGCUUCUCUGUCAUUUCAGUAUGGCAAGCUUUGUCAUGGACUUUCCGCCUCUUUCACAGACGAGCAGCACCUGUGGUUCCUGGAGUUCUACAAGAAGCUGUGCGUUCUGGGCCUGCAGCACGAGAACGGCCACUCGGAGAACCAGGCGUACCCCCUGGAGCUGGAGAGCAAGUACGCGCUGGUGCGCCGCAACUGCGCCUACAACUUCCCCGCCAUGGUGUUGUUCGCGGAGCCAAACCACUUCCUGACGGAGCUGUACCCCACCUUCUCCAGCCUGUGUCACGACCCCGAGAUCAGCGUGCGACGCACGGUGGCAGACGGCUUCCACGAGAUUGUCAAACUGUUGGGGCCCAACGUGCAUUUUAUCCACAAGGAGCUGGUGGUGUUACUGCAGGAUGACUCAUUAGAGGUGUUGGACGCCUUCCUGACCCACGUGCAGGAGACCCUGGAGCUGGCGACGUCAAGAGGAGAGGGCGCAGGACUGGAGAGCAAGCAGGUGAACGUUCCCGACCUGGUGGCGGCGCUGGCGGCGGCGGAGCAGAAGGCAGCGUCGUCCCUGCGCUGGCGCGUCCACGAGAAGCUGCUGCAGCGCUACGCCUGUCUGCCCCGCGUCGUGUCCGGGGACCAGAUCUACUUCCGCUUCCUGCAGAGGAUGUUCGCCAUCGUCACCACCACCAAUGUUCUCCCGGUCCAGAAAGAGGCGGCGAGGACACUCUGUAUGUUCCUGCGCUACAACCGCAAGCAGGAGCAGAGACAAGAGAUCAUCGGCAAAGUGCUACAAGAGCUGGGUCAGGGUCGAAGCUACUGGAACAGACUCCGCUACCUGGACCUCUGUGAGAUCGCCAUCGAGCUCUUCUCCAAAUCCUACUUCUGUAAAAACUUCCUCAUCCAAGCCCUGGAGCUGGUCAACGACCCUGUGGCCAACGUCAGGUAUAAACUGUGCCACAUGCUGCCCCGGCUGCGCUCCACCAUCCGGCUGCCCGCAGACAAGCACCUCCUGCAGCAGCUGGAGUUCUGCGUCCGCAAGCUCCUCUGUCGGGAGAAGGACAAGGAUGUGGUGGCCACCGUCCGCAAGACAGUGUUGGAAUUGGACAAAAUGGACAUCACAGAACCAUACCACAAGAGGCACGAGAGAGACCUGUUAGACCAGAAGAAGGAAAAGGAGGAGGCUCUGCUUGUUGAGAUGGAACAACUGGAGCGGCAACAGGGCGAAGCCAAGCUCACCAACGAGAAACACAACGAGAAAAAACGCAGGGACAGUAAGACAGGGCUGGCGGGGACCAAGGGCAUGUCAGGUUCUACAUCUGGGGCUGCUCUGUCCACCUCUGCUGGCAAGGAGAUGAGGAAGGCCAAGCUGGCACGGAGUCGCUCUCUAAGCAGCCACCCUACUACCCCCAAGACGGUCAAUUCAGACAAGAGUCUAAAGGUGAAAGAAUCUGGCAGCUGUCCCGGAACAGGGAAGAACUCCAUGCUACCCAUGAACGACGACUCCCUGCGCGGCCACCACUUCAGCGUGGCCUCCUCGUCCCUGUCCCCCACCCCGUCCUCCUCCUCCAUGCCCGUCCUCAUCCGCAGCAACGUCCCCAGCAGCCUGGACCACCGGAGCAGCAACACCCUGGACCUCCGGAGCAGCAACACCCUAGACCACCGCAGCGGCUCUCUGGACCACCGCAGCAACACGCUGGACCACAGGAGCAACGGGAGCAAGGACACCCAGUCCAGGAAGCUCUCACUGUGGGUUGUCACUCGCCGGCCAUAUGCCAGUUGCACCUCCGGCACAUCCAGAUACGGAAAGAUUGGAUAGGUGUUGAGAAUGUGCCGGAAGCUCCGGCUAAACGUUGGCUAUUUUUGUUAGAGCUAUCCUUUUUAGAUCUGUUGUAAGAAAAUCAAAACUAGAAUUGAAUGUUUAAGCAUGGAAGGGGGCUGGAAAGUUCCAUCAUAGCUGAUCAAGGUCAAGCACCUAUGAGUGAGCCAAUCUUUUCAGAUCUGCCUGAGGUGUCUCAGAUUUGAUGCCAGUUUGGUAUUCUUACACCGGUCACUUAACAUCCCCUCACUGAUCGGAAUAAACAAGCAGCACGUAGGAAUUACCAGGCAUGAUUCCAGAGUAACUCCAAACCAAUUGUUUCAUUGACAAUACAUACAUUGCAUUAUUUAGUAUACAUUCAUAGCAGUUACAUAGUACUUACCACUGCUAAUUUUGUUUUCCAAGGCAUAAAGCAAGCGCAAAGACUAAAAAGUGAGCAUAUGAGUGGUAAGUAGAACAUAGAAGCUAACUGUACUGGCAACCAGGUAAUUACAUAGGCUGUUCCACUGACAGCGACUCUGAUAUUAGGCCUAUGUAAUAGUGUGUUCAAAACAAUCAUCCUCCAGUUAGGCAGCAAUGAAUACAUGAAUUGCAUGGUGCGUGACAUUUGAGUGAUUUCCCAUUGAAGUUGCUUGUUCAAUCUCUGUUUCUAACCCGGCUGAGCAGAAACAUCUUAUAAACAGCUUAUAAAUGCUGAGUGGUUGUCGAAAAAAUGCCACUUCAUAAUUUGGAUUGUGGGGAAAACACGACCCUUUCCAUACAGUUUGAAUUACUGUCAUUAAACAACUCCACGCCUUUUCUCUGGCCACAAACGCGGUUAAGAGCUCACUUUGGGUUGGAAAAUUGAAACACUGAGACACACAGCUCGGCCGCUCGUUACCCGCAAAGUUCCAAAUGAGAACCUGACCUGCUCCAGGCUUGACCUCCCUUGUGUCUUCCACUUCUGUCUCCAGGCAAAGGAAGUCCAACUCUUUCGGUAUGCAGUCGGGAAGGGAGUGAUGCUAGCUAGAGAGGGGUGAGGAAGAGAUACCCCCUGACGAGGACCUUCCCCCAGAGGUCGAGGCCAAGUGAUCACUACAACCCCCCCCCCCCCCCCUCCCCAUGGGCCCUU
Messenger RNA from Hypomesus transpacificus, 5107 nucleotides. RefSeq names its product protein phosphatase 4, regulatory subunit 4 (gene ppp4r4). Gene Ontology annotation, cellular component: cytosol; protein serine/threonine phosphatase complex. Lineage: Eukaryota; Metazoa; Chordata; Actinopteri; Osmeriformes; Osmeridae. The coding region runs from base 1276 to 3996 and encodes 906 amino acids. Gene Ontology annotation, molecular function: protein phosphatase regulator activity. The transcript is spliced from 24 exons. The record is from RefSeq and is a predicted model, not a curated record.